GUUCUUAUCGUCUCUGGUUAUUGGCGUUCGAACCGAUUAGAAAAUUCAUUUCUUUACCUUGUGUAUGAGACCGUUUUUUGUAUAGGUGACUAGUGUUUAUUUUGUUUUAUUGCUGGACCGUUCAGUAGUUGGUUAUUGUGAUCGUGUUAAUUUUCUCGCUGUCAUUGUUCAAAAACAAGAAUAUUUACAUCGGUAUGAUUAACCCACAAGAUCUAAAAAAAGAACAAAUUGUCGAAAGUCAAUGUCUCACGAAAGCCAAAAUAAGAAAAUGUACUUUCUUAUGCACAAUCGAUAAUUACUCGGUUGUCGCUCGGAGAAGAGGAGAAAUAUUGAAAUCGUCAGCGUUUUGUGCUACUAAUGAUGACUUCAAGUGGCAUUUGGAACAUUCACUUAGUGAUCCAAACGUGAAUUCGGCUUAUGCUGCACUCGAAUUAUGUCCCAAUUCUAGAAAAGAUCUUGAAAAGCACGGUUCGGUAUCUGGAAAUGUGGAAAUUUCUGCGCUGAAGCCUGAUCAAAGCAAACUUACAACCGAAACCACUAACUUCACUUUUAAGUUUAACGAUAACGAGGAGAAUCUUAAAUGUAAAUUCAAAUACUUUAUCGCUAUGAAUUACAUGGAGCAAGAGGAAUUUCAAGACCAAUUAACGAUUCUUUGCGAACUAAGCUAUGUAAAAAGUUGCGACAUUGUGAACGUUUCUUCUCCAUAUUGUUCGAGUUCAAUUGAAAUUCUUGAAUCUAGCCUCCCAAAAGACUUGGGACGAUUAUACAUCGAUGGCCGUUUCAAAGACUUGAAAAUUUCAGUCAAACAGAAAAAUUAUCUUGUUCAUAAAGCUAUUCUAGCUAUUCGCAGUUCGGUUUUCAACGCCAUGCUCGGAAACGAUAUGCAAGAAAGUAAUAAAAAUCACAUUGUCAUCAACGAUAUAGAAGAAGAAAUAUUUGAAGAAAUGUUACACUACAUUUAUACCGGAACAACAAAAAAUUUGGACGAAUUAGCCUUCGAAUUGCUACCAGUAGCAGAUAAAUACCACCUCAAAGAGUUGAGGAUCAUGUGUGAAAACGUUCUGUUAAAGAAAUUAUCUACAGACAACGCUGUCAAGAUUUUAAUAUUGGCUGAUAUGCAUCAUGCUGAAGAAUUGAAGAAGGAUACUCUUGAAUUUAUCAAAGAGCAUUACGCUGAUUGCGAAGAUUUAAAAAAUGCUAACGUUUGGAAUGAUUUAACAAGCUCUCGUGCUGAAUUAUUGAAAGAUAUGUUGAAUGCUUUUUGUAAGAUUUAAAGGAUUUUUGUAACGUUUAAUUUAUAUAAAGAACCAAUAUUUUGAAACAUGAAUAUAAUUCAAUGUGAAAUCCUUUUUUAUUGGUUCAUCGACUCAUCGUAGAUACAUAGGUACUCGAAUAUAUUUUGUUACCUAUACAAUAUCUACUCGAAUAUAGGUAGUGUAAGAUUUAUGGGUUUAGGUAGUCUAUGUACUAAGAUUGUAAUGUAGGCCUAGUUAGCGUUUUAAUCGAUUUAUUUUAAAAAUGUGCCAAAAUAAUAAUCAAAAACUUAUUAAAUUUCUUGUAAAGUUUGGCAAUUAUUGCAUAAA
Molecule: messenger RNA, 1583 nt
Organism: Planococcus citri (citrus mealybug)
Lineage: Eukaryota; Metazoa; Arthropoda; Insecta; Hemiptera; Pseudococcidae
Product: speckle-type POZ protein-like
Exons: 3
Coding region: 195-1274 (359 amino acids)
Biological process (GO): proteasome-mediated ubiquitin-dependent protein catabolic process; regulation of proteolysis
Cellular component (GO): cytoplasm
Molecular function (GO): ubiquitin protein ligase binding
Source: RefSeq, a predicted model, not a curated record